AUGGAUCACAAAUUUCUUAUAAACAUAUUACUAUGGAUUUGUACAACUCUAGCAGUAGACGCGCUGUCAACAGAGGUCACAAGGCUGCCGCGACAGACUUGUAUUUGCACUAAAAUUCUAAAACCGGUCUGCGGCUCAGACGGAAAGACUUACGGAAACGAAUGCGAACUUAAAUGUUCUAAUGAUGUGAAUAAAAUUAAGGCCGUAGAACUUACCGUCGCGUACGAGGGCGAGUGUAAAAAGAAAGAGACGCGCAUAUGUGCUACUAUAUACCUCCCUAUCUGCGGUUCAGAUGGUAUAACUUAUGAUAAUAAAUGCGAACUGGAAAGCGCAAAUGACAAAAAUGACGAUAAAGCUCUCGAUAUAACCGUUGCUUACGAAGGAGAAUGUAAGGAAGAGGAUCUGUGUAUAUGUGCAAAGAUAUAUCUUCCCAUCUGUGGUUCAGAUGGCAAAACCUACAAUAAUGAGUGUGAACUCAAAUGUUCUAAUGGCAAAAAAGAUGAUAAGGAUCUAGAAAUCACUAUUGCUUAUGAGGGAGAAUGUAAGGAAGAAGAAUUGUGUAUUUGUGAGAGGAUCUAUUUGCCAAUCUGUGGUUCUGACGGAAAAACAUAUAACAACGAGUGUGAGCUUAAAUGUUCCAACGAUAAAAAUAAAGGUAAGGAACUGGAAGUGAGCAUAGUUUUUCAAGGAGAGUGUCAGAAAGAGGAACUGUGUAUUUGUGCGAAGAUAUAUCUCCCGAUUUGUGGUUCCGAUGACAAGACAUAUGACAACGAAUGUGAACUUAAGUGUUCUAAUAAUAAAAAUAAGAUUGAAGUUAGCAUUGCGUAUAAUGGAGAAUGUAAAAAAGAUGACGGAGAAUGUCCCGAUGGGAAAUGUCAGGACGACUGCUUCUGUCCUUUUUAUUACAGACCCGUUUGUGGUAGUGACGGAAUCACGUAUGAAAAUGAAUGUUUACUAAAUUGCAAAAAUAAGGAACCCGAAAAAAAUGAUGGAAAACUAAUAGUCAUAGCUAAUGUUGGGAAAUGUAGUGACGAAUGUAUUUGUCCAACUUUCUACAAUCCUGUGUGUGGAAACGAUGACAAGACAUACCAAAACGAAUGUGAAAUGCAAUGCGCAAAUAAAAAAAUCGACAAAGAAAAGUCUUUAAUAACGAUUAAAUACCUCGGAAUAUGCAAACUACCCUGCGACUGUAAGGACGAAAAGAAUAUAGUUUGUGGUAGUGAUGGACAGUCAUACAAAAAUAAAUGCUUCAUGGAAUGCGAAAGUAAAAGUCUAGAGUUGGCUGGAUUGAGUUUACUCACAGUUGUUAAAGAAGGGAAAUGUACAUAUCCCUGCAACUGUCCUGAUAUAAUAGAGCCGGUAUGUGGUAGCGAUCAGAAAUCUUACAAGAACUUUUGCUUAAUAGAGUGCAUCAAUAAGAAUUUCCUCAAACCAAAAGAAACAAAGCCCUUCGGCUUCGAAUAUAGUAUCCCCUUCCCCGAUUACUACCGAAAUAACUACUACAAGUACAACUCAUACGAUAACGGGUACGAUCCUUACUACAAUAGAUAUAACAACUACUUCCCAAAUCGUUACCAGUAUGAUGCACAAAGCUACAACUCUCUGAGAUAUAAGCGUGCUGACGUAGUUCAAGAAUUAGUCAACGAUGCAAAAGCACUUAUAGACGAAAAAGCAAAGGAUAUUAAAUUAGAUGUAAAACUGGACGUUGAUUUGAAAGGUACUGAGAAAUUAGUCGAGGACCUCCUUUUAGAUGUACCGAUUAAUAUCAAACACGUCGGACUAUGCAAAGAAUGUUACUGCUCUGAUGUGUAUGACCCAGUCUGCGGUAGUGACGAUAAAACGUACAACAGCGAAUGUGAAUUGGACUGUAAUAACAAGAAACUAAAGAAUCUCGGCGAAGCUCUUAUAUCUGUUAGCGAAAGGGGCGUUUGUGGUAAAUGCUAUUGUCCGCAAAUUUUCGCUCCGGUCUGCGGAAGCGACGGAUACACGUACAAUAACAUAUGCACCUUAAAUUGUGGUAGUAAACGAAAUGAUAAGGAGAAAGAGAAAAAGGGACGUCUGUUCGUAAAGUACUUCGGAUACUGCCAACCAGACCCAAAAUAA
Molecule: messenger RNA, 2103 nt
Organism: Leptosia nina
Lineage: Eukaryota; Metazoa; Arthropoda; Insecta; Lepidoptera; Pieridae
Source: the annotation of a GenBank genome assembly